UAACUUGUGUGCUAUAUUCUAAUUUUGAAUGAAGAUCGGCAACACUGAAGAUAGUUUCAUGUUGAUGAUUUUUAUUUUUAUUUUUUAUUUUUUCAUGUUGACAAGAUCUUUUUUUUUUUUUUUCCUGUUCUUCCGGUCUCUCAUCUUAGGCUCAUUCUUCACACAAAUUUUCAGAAAACGAGUUUUCUUAAAUUUUAGUGGUAUUUCCUUAAAAAUGGGUUUCUUUACUAAUUCAUGAAUGUCUGAUACUUAAAGGAGAAAUUAGAUUGUUUCAAAUGUGACUUAAGAAUCCUCAACAUCUUUACUUAAAGAAAGAUUAGACUUCUUCGAACGAGACAUAAGAAUCCUCUACAUCUUUGUGGAUAAUCGUACUUAGUAGCAAAGAUAUUAACAUUUAAACAAACAUUUUAGGCUUAAUGAUAAAACUAUCAAUGACCAUGAAGUCCAAUGUAGGCAGAGAUCUUGCAGUUGAGGUUAUCUGGAGUUUAUACCAUGCUUGGAGUCACAAAUACAAGUGAGCCCAAGACUUGUCAAAUCAGGCGGAGGCGAACUUGAUCAAGUGAGCGCUGAUUGAGCAUAACUCUAAUGUCCUAGCCUAGAUCAAGCUGGAAAUAAUUGGCUCAGCUAGGUUUUCUUGCUUCACGAUUAAUACUGGUGAAAAAAGGUGUUUGUAGCAAUGAGAAUUGUGAGGUAUCUUUGAAACCAUAAUAUUCAGAGCAAUGUGAAAAUGAUCAGUGGUGAUUUACGGCACUGCUUCAGAGCAGCAAUUUCUGUUAAGAACUCUGCAUCUAAGAGCGGUUGCUUCUCAGUGCACCUCCCCUAAAAACUGCUUAUAUUAUAACAGAAGCUUUCCAUAAGAUGCCUUCAUUCGUCAGCUUCCGAGGAAAAGCCGAAAAUUGAACAAUAAGAUUGGCAGGUCCUCUGAGUCGACACACAUUUCAACCAUGAAAAAAGUCACUUUUCUUCCAUAUUUUCAGGUAAAGAGCUAACAUAUCACCAUAGAGAUGAUUGCCGAUGUUGCUUGAUGUUGUGCUAUAUAUAUUUCUAAUGCUUGCUUGCAAGAAGAUAUACCAAAACCAGCUAUCAUCAAUCUUUCCAUAUUUAAUAAUUUCCAAUUCUUAAUGCAUACUGCUAAGUUUUUCUUGGUGCUUCUCUCUGCGGCCCUAGUGUUGGGGCUUGCAGAGAGCUUCGACUUCCAUGAGAAAGAUCUCGCCUCAGAAGAGAGCCUUUGGGAUCUAUACGAAAGAUGGAGGGCACACCAUACUGUCUCCCGGGACCUCCAGGAGAAGCAGAGGCGGUUUAACGUGUUCAAGGCUAAUGCCCGUCAUGUUCACCAAACGAACAAGAUGGAUAAGCCUUAUAAGCUAAAGCUGAACAUGUAUGCUGACAUGACUAACCACGAGUUUAGAACCUCUUAUGGGUCUAAAAUCGCGCAUCACAGAAUGUUCCACCCACGUCCAGUGACAGAGUUCAUGCAUGGUAAACUAGAAGAUGUUCCUGCUUCUGUUGAUUGGAGAGCUAAAGGAGCUGUUACCCCUGUUAAGAAUCAGGGGAAUUGCGGUAGCUGUUGGGCAUUCUCAACUGUAGCUGCAGUAGAAGGAAUCAACCAGAUCAAAACCAAACAAUUAGUCUCGCUCUCUGAGCAGGAACUGGUGGAUUGUGACCAUGACAACGAAGGCUGCAACGGAGGACUUGUUGAGCAUGCUUUGGGUUACAUCAAGAAAGCUGGUGGAGUGGUCGCAGAAACCACCUACCCAUAUGCAGCUAAGGAUGAAACAUGCAACUCAGCUAAGACCAACACACCUGUGGUGAAGAUUGAUGGCUAUGAGGUGGUGCCUGAAAAUAAUGAGGACGCUUUGACGAAAGCCGUCGCAAACCAACCUGUUUCCGUGGCUAUUGAUGCUAGCGGUUCUGAUAUGCAGCUUUACUCUGAGGGUGUGUUUAGUGGAAAAUGUGGAACAGACUUGGACCAUGCAGUAACAGCAGUAGGGUACGGAAUAACACAAGACGGAACCAAGUAUUGGAUAGUGAAGAACUCAUGGGGCCCUGGAUGGGGUGAGAAGGGCUACAUUCGGAUGCAACGCGGUGUUAGUGCCAAAGAAGGACUGUGUGGCAUUGCAAUGGAUGCAUGCUACCCUAUCAAGUCGUCUUCUGACAAUCCGCAGCCUGCUAAGGAUGAACUCUGAAGCAUCAUAAGACUUCAGUAUUACCAGGAUAUCAAUUUGUUGAAGUGAAAUUAGCCUCAUUUAGUUUCUUUUAAUUGCAAAAUUAGGCAUACUUUUUUUUUUUUUUUACUUCGUAUUUUUACAUAUCAGUUGAAUAAUACUAAAUGUUUGGCAAGAAAUAAAUACUUCAAAAUUUGAUCAUUUUCAGAUAUCAAUCAUUAAAGUGGAAGCAUGUUAUUUUUCUUGC
Molecule: messenger RNA, 2412 nt
Organism: Chenopodium quinoa (quinoa)
Lineage: Eukaryota; Viridiplantae; Streptophyta; Magnoliopsida; Caryophyllales; Amaranthaceae
Product: vignain-like
Exons: 4
Coding region: 1122-2186 (354 amino acids)
Cellular component (GO): lysosome
Molecular function (GO): cysteine-type endopeptidase activity
Source: RefSeq, a predicted model, not a curated record